Molecule: messenger RNA, 623 nt
Organism: Teleopsis dalmanni
Lineage: Eukaryota; Metazoa; Arthropoda; Insecta; Diptera; Diopsidae
Product: facilitator of iron transport 3-like
Exons: 8
Source: RefSeq, a predicted model, not a curated record
AUGGAUACUCAAGCUUCUGACCAAAGUACAGGUUCAGUUUUUACAGUACCGUCAUCAGCCGCUGAAACUUCGGCAAUAAUGUAUACUGAGGUUUCUGACCAAAGUACAGGUUCAGUUUUUGCAGUACCGUCAUCAGCCGCUGAAACUCCGGCAACAAUGUAUACUGAGGUUUCUGACCAAAGUGCAGGUUCAGUUUUUACAGUACCGUCAUCAGCCGCUGAAACUCCGGCAAUAAUGUAUACUGAGGUUUCUAACCAAAGUACAGGUUCAGUUUUUGCAGUACCGUCAUCAGCCGCUGAAACUCCGGCAAUAAUGUAUACUGAGGUUUCUGACCAAAGUACAGGUUCAGUUUUUGCAGUACCGUCAUCAGCCGCUGAAACUCCGGCAACAAUGUAUACUGAGGUUUCUAACCAAAGUACAGGUUCAGUUUUUGCAGUACCGUCAUCAGCCGCUGAAACUCCGGCAAUAAUGUAUACUGAGGUUUCUAACCAAAGUGCAGGUUCAGUUUUUACAGUACCGUCAUCAGCCGCUGAAACUUCGGCAAUAAUGUAUACUGAGGUUUCUGACCAAAGUGCAGGUUCAGUUUUUACAGUACCGUCAUCAGCCGCUGAAACUCCGGCAAU